Messenger RNA from Pseudovirgaria hyperparasitica, 503 nucleotides. RefSeq names its product Lsm6 Lsm protein. The coding region runs from base 119 to 376 and encodes 85 amino acids. The record is from RefSeq and is a predicted model, not a curated record. Lineage: Eukaryota; Fungi; Ascomycota; Dothideomycetes; Acrospermales; Acrospermaceae. Gene Ontology annotation, molecular function: RNA binding. The transcript is spliced from 2 exons. Gene Ontology annotation, cellular component: sno(s)RNA-containing ribonucleoprotein complex; P-body; U6 snRNP. Gene Ontology annotation, biological process: maturation of SSU-rRNA; mRNA splicing, via spliceosome.
GUCUACUACGAGUAACCCCACAUUGGUACCUCCGCUCCGCUCUCCGCAAUAUCAACAACAGGAACACUAGCAGCCACGCGACAUUUAUCUGACCUCUCCAUUCAAGCACUCUACGACCAUGGAAAACGGCGCUGAUCCCCAGACCGACCCCUCCACCUUUUUGAGCAGUAUGCUUGGCGCUCCAGUCACGGUUAAGCUGAAUUCUGGCAUCGUCUACAAAGUUUGGAACAUUGGCUCAUACCAGACAGGUGACCUUCAAUCUGUCGAUGGCUAUAUGAACAUCGCGCUCGAGCAGUGCAAGGAAAUAGUCGAUGGCAAACCUCGGCGCAAUUAUGGCGACGCAUUUUUGAGAGGCAACAACGGUGGGCAACCAUGAGAAGAAUGUGCUUGCACGAGACACUGACAAAUACAGUCAUGUACAUCUCUGCCGACUCGUGAUCUUAACGGCUACCAAUAUUGCACAACUUGACGUUAAUCGGAACAAGGAAUAUGGGGGAGACACA